This is a messenger RNA of Sander lucioperca (pikeperch), 5297 nucleotides long. RefSeq names its product contactin 2 (gene cntn2). Gene Ontology annotation, biological process: cell-cell adhesion; brain development. The record is from RefSeq and is a predicted model, not a curated record. Lineage: Eukaryota; Metazoa; Chordata; Actinopteri; Perciformes; Percidae. Gene Ontology annotation, molecular function: cell-cell adhesion mediator activity. The coding region runs from base 325 to 3444 and encodes 1039 amino acids. The transcript has 23 exons.
AGAGAGAGAGAGAGAGAGAGAGAGGCUCUACUAAAAUUUCAAAAGGAGAAGAGAAGACAGCGCAUCCACAUAAGGAAGGUAGAGAGAGAAGGAGGGGAACAGUAACAAAUCGCUUCUAUCAUCCGAGACACGGUGCUGGUGUGACCGACGUAGCUAGCAGCAUCACCUCGCCUCCUGCGGACCAUCAUCCGCGGCUCCGUCUCGCAGCUGCCCCGGGAGAAGACUAUCCGAAUCUCAGCAAGGCCCAGGUUGAACACCUCUGCUUGCUGUGAGAUAAGGUGAACAGGUUUUGAUCCUGAUCUGUUGUUAUACAGCUGGAUCCAGAUGAUGGAGCACUUGCUGUGUCUGCUGGUCCUCAGCUCAGUAGCCCUGCAGGAGGCUGUCGGGGGAGACGUGUGUGUAUCGGGUCAUGACAGUGGGCCAUUGUUUGAAGAACAGCCAAGCAGUUUAAUCUACCCAGAGGGCCUGAGUGAAGGCAAAGUGACCCUAAGCUGUCAGGCCAGGGCCAGUCCAACCGCAUCCUACAGAUGGCUUGUGAAUGGCACAGAGGUCCCGCUGGGUUUGGACCUGCGCUACACACUGGUGGCCGGCAACCUUGUGAUCAGCAGCCCUGAGCCUGCUCGAGACACAGGCUCCUAUCAGUGUCUGGCCAUCAACCGCUGUGGCACGAUCAUCAGCCGAGCAGCUAACCUCAAAUUUGGCUACCUCCAUGACUUCCCUCCAGACAGCAGGAGUCCUCAGACAGCAUAUGAAGGCGUAGGAACUUUCCUGGCCUGCCAGCCCCCUAUACAUUACCCAGCUCUGUCCUAUCGCUGGUUGAUCAACGAGUUUCCCAACUUCAUCAAGAAGGACGACAGCCGCUGGUUUGUGUCGCAGGUGACAGGUAACUUGUACGUGGCUAGAGCAGAGCCAAAUGACACGGGGAACUACUUCUGCUUCACCACCAUUAACAUGGACAUCAGCACCAAAAGCACCUUCAGCAAGGCCAACGCACUCACUGUGAUGCCCGACGCCAAUCCCAGGAAGUCAGCACCGAGCAUCAAAGUGCGCUUCCCUACAGAGACCUACGGCCUAGCAGGACACAGCGCUCAGUUAGAGUGCUUCGCCUAUGGAAAUCCAGUCCCAAAACUGCGAUGGAGGAAGGUGGACGGUUUGAUGCCGUCCAAGGCGAGCGCCAGUGCUGAGGGCCCCACCCUCAUCCUGCCAGAACUCUCCUUCGAUGACGAGGGUGUUUACGAAUGUGAAGCCUACAACUCAGAGGGAAGUGACACAUACCAGGGACGCAUCAAUGUGCAAGCUCAGCCGGAGUGGUUACAGGUGAUGAGCGACUCGGAGGUGGAGAUCAGUUCCGAGCUUGUCUGGAGUUGUGUUGCUGCUGGUAAACCCCGACCCUCCGUACGCUGGCUACGCAACGGACAGCCACUCAACACACAGGAGCGGGUAGAGGUGAACGGGGCUCGUCUUAAGAUCAGUAACCUGGCCCUGGAGGAUUCUGGGAUGUACCAGUGUGUGGCUGAGAACAAACAUGGCACCAUCUACUCCACUGCUGAGCUCAGAGUCCAGGUUCAGGCCCCAGACUUCCGGUUGAAUCCAGUAAGGAGACUGAUCCCAGCAGCCAGAGGGGGGCAGGUGAAGAUGGAGUGUCGCCCUCGAGCUGCCCCCAAGCCUAGCCUGUUCUGGAGCCGUGGGACAGAGCUGCUCACCAACAGCAGCAGAGUAACAGUAACUCCAGACGGCGUCUUAUGGAUCAACAACAUCAGCAGGGCAGAUGAAGGGAAAUACACCUGCUUUGCUGAAAACUAUCUGGGCAAAGCCAAUAGCACCGGACACCUGUCUGUCAGAGAUGCCACCAAAAUCACGCUGGCUCCUUCCAACGCUGACAUCAACCAGGGGGAGAAUGUGACGCUGCAGUGUCACGCCUCCCACGACCCCACCAUGGACCUGACUUUCACCUGGGCCCUCAACAGGGUCCUGCUGGACCUGGAGGCCUCGGCCGGGCCGUACCACCGGGUGGAGGGGAAGGAAAACAUUGGUGACCUGCUGAUUGUGAAUGCUCAGCUGAGUCAAGCAGGGAUGUACAUGUGCACAGCUCAGACUGUGGUGGACAGUGCUUCGGCUUCAGCCAAACUAGUGGUUCGAGGCCCCCCAGGACCUCCUGGAGGAUUACUGGUGAAGAACGUGGCUGAGGCAUCGGUGGAGCUCAGGUGGAGUCGUGGCUACGAUAACCACAGCCCCAUCGGCAAAUAUGUCAUCAUGGGCCGGUCCUCGCUCUCAGCAGGGUGGAAGAAGAUGAUGACAGAGCCGGUGAACAUCGAGGGGAAUGCAGAGUCAGCUCGUGUGAUGGGACUGAUGCCCUGGAUGGAUUAUGAAUUCCAGGUCAUCGCCAGCAACAUCCUGGGAAGCGGCGAGGCCAGCCUGCCCUCACACACCGUCCGCACACAGCAAGCAGCUCCCACAGUGGCCCCCAGUGGUCUUGGAGGUGGAGGAGGAGACCGCAAUGAACUCAUUGUUACCUGGACGCCCAUGGCCAGAGAGUACCAGAACGGUGAUGGCUUUGGCUACACUCUGGCAUUCAAGAAGAAAGACACGCCAUCUUGGACUGUGGUGCGUAUUCCUCACGUGGAGUCAUCCCGAUAUGUUUACUACAAUGACAGCCUGCUGCCAUACAGUCCCUUUGAGGUGAAGAUCAAGGCUUACAACCGCAGAGGAGAAGGUCCAUUCAGCCAGAUCGCUGUGGUCUACUCUGCAGAGGAAGAGCCAACAGUGGGGCCGUCAACCAUCAAUGCUACGGCGCUGAGCGCCUUUGAGAUCCAGGUUUCAUGGGAGCCAGUCCAGCAGCUCAGCGGCAUCCUCAGAGGAUACGAGAUCCGGUACUGGCGGCAGCAUGAACGGGAAGCGGCAGCAGACCGAGUGCGAACAGCAGGACUGGAAACCACAGCCAGAGUGUCUGGACUCAGACCCAGCACUCGAUAUCACGUUGCCGUUCUGGCGUACAACAGCGCCGGGACGGGGCCGCCCUCACCACGCACCACCGUCACCACCAGGAAACCACCUCCUAAUCGUCGUCCGGGCAACGUGUCAUGGAGAACUGAUGGCUCAUGGGUAACAGUGAGGUGGGAUGCUGUGAAGGCCAUGCACAAUGAGUCAGCUGUACUGGGCUACAAAGUUCUGUACAAACACGAGGGCCAGACAGCACUGAAGGUUCUGGACCACACCAAGACGUCCAUGAGCCUACCGCUGCCAAAAGACAACGGUUACAUUGUGUUGGAGAUUCGGUCGUGGGGAGAGGGCGGGGACGGGCCAGCACACGAGAUUAUUGUGUCCCGGGACUCCGGAACGGGUAUGAUGGUGCAGAAUGAGGCCUCCUCCACACUGUCCACUCCCCCUUUCCACCUCCUCACUGGCUUGGUUCUACUAACUCUUGUGUCGUUGUCGGGCCUGUGAUCUCAGCCAUCUGUGGACCUUUUGAUUUGAACGGCUUGAAACUAAAGCUGUCCUGUGUACCUUUUGAUUUGAACGGCUUGAAACUAAAGCUGUCCUGUGUCUCAGCCUGUGUUUUGGGUCGGGUGGGUUCCAGUGUUCUGGGAAGGUUGUAGCACCGCAGGGAUUGGACGGGUGUUAGGGAAAGGUGGGGGUUCAUUUUUUUUUUUUUAAUAAUUAAAAAAACAAAGAGGGUCUUUAAAAAAAAAAAAAAAAAAAAAAGUCUGGAUGUGUUGAAGGUGGUUGUGUAUUUGUGUACUGGUGUCAGUCAAACCAUGCCUUAUGGGGACCAUCACAUCUGCGGCUGACGCAUCACAGACAGGUGUAAAUUAUUCAUAGAAACAAUGAUGUGUAUAACUGGUGUACAUACAGUACAGUCUUACAUGUGAUCGGUGUCUGCCUGUUCACUCUGAGAGCAACUUGUCUGAUAAGUCUCUGUAUUCUGACCGUUGUGAAGCAUUGUGAAGGUCUGCAUUGAAAAUAUUUAGAACAUAUCGUCAUGCAUUUUUUACUGUUUGGUAUGUACUGUCGUUGUAUUGUCACUGUUUCCAACAUCCUGAAAAAAUGGUAAAUUUCAUAAUGCAGCUUAUCAGUCUUGGAGAAGCCCUUCGACACUGACAAUUGUCCUAGAGAACCAUAAUAUGUCUUGGAACGGUUUUGAAAUGAAAAUUGGAUGGCUACAUGAACUUACUGUAGCCACAAAGUAGUGUGUACAAAUCCCCAUAUUAAAUCAGGCGGUCUUGUUGCUCACAGUGUGAACACAGAAUAAGAGUCAUUGAAGCACUGAAGAACCUUUUCGUGUUGAUUUCAAGCUCCUGCUAAUGUCUGUUUGCUUGUUUGUGUUUUUGUCUCAGCUGUAAUUAUAGCAAGCUAUUGAAUUAUGUCAGCGGUCCAAAUGAAUGUUUACAUUUUCUAUUUUUUAUGUCUCAUGUUGGGGGAAGUAAAAUUGGAUAGAUGAAGGGAUUAUUUCAUUCUUUGUUUACAUUUGUUGUGCCUGCAUUGUUAUAUUUCCGUAAAUAACAACAAAAAUGCUUUUGUCCAGUGUCUAUUGGGUUUAUUACAGCUACUUUUAGGCUGGUAGGUUGAUAUGAAUUGCCCGUGGCUGCAAGAGAUUAAAGAGUUGGUCACCAAAGGUAUCAGAGUACAGAUAACAGUGUCAUAUAUCCUUCUUAUUGUAAUCCUGUCAGCAUCUAUCAACUCUGAUGAAACCUGUCUGGGUCACUGCAGUUUACAGGACGGAUGUGAUCUCCUCUUAUCAGGUCUGGGACAGGUCCGUUCAACAUGUCAAAGAUGGACAUCAAGUGCUUACGAUUUCUGUCUUUUAUUUUUACCUUUAUUUUUUGGUUGAUUUGCUCUGAACUAUUUGCUGUCAACAGUUUAAUACUCAAAAGGUUGACUGAUGCUUUUGGUAUCAACAGGUGGUUUUCUGAUCAGCAGGGAUGUGUUUUUCAUACACUCGUGCAAAAAACAUAAGACUAAAUAAAUGUUUUAAAAAUGCCAAAAUCAUUGCGCGAACCAGCUUGCAAGUUUAAUUGGAAGGUUUUCUGUCACCCAGUAACUCUGGGUAGGAGAUCCAAAGAAACUCACAAGCUUCAAUAUUUUAAUGGUCUGGACAACCAAAACCUUUUUGUGUUACUUCCGUAUUACAUUUUAUAUUUUGUAAGUGGUUGAAUGAUACACUUCUUGAUUGAUGUGCUUUAUUUUGUCAGGUAAAUGUAACUUGCUUCAGAGUUCUUUCUCUUCUCAUGUCAUUUACUUUAUGUUAUUUGGAAGGAAAUAUUUUCUAUGAACACUGGAAAGCAAAAUAUCACAAAUGU